Molecule: messenger RNA, 345 nt
Organism: Drosophila suzukii
Lineage: Eukaryota; Metazoa; Arthropoda; Insecta; Diptera; Drosophilidae
Product: small lysine-rich protein 1
Source: RefSeq, a predicted model, not a curated record
AAUACUUUUGUCUUCUAAUAGAAAUAAUUUGAAAAUGGUUGGAAAAAGCAAGAAGAAACGAAAUAGCAAGGAUUCUACAUCCAGUAAUGCCGGAAGUGGCGAGGGUGAGGAGAAAAAGAAGAAAGAAGGCGGUAAAAAGAAAGGGGGCGUGGGAAAGUCCAUUGGCUGUGAUAUUUUCAAUGAUGCUGCCAUGGAAAAUGCUUACUAUGUGUGCCAUAAUGUGCAGGACGUUCUUAAAUCAAGAGGAUUUGCCUGGCCAGAUGGGCAAAAGAAGAAAAAGAAGGGAAAGCGCUAAGAGAGAUAAUAUAAGAGAAAUAUACUAUAGUAAUGUAUCCUUUACUUUAC